GGGAUGCACACGCUGUAGCAGGGGGAGAGAGAGACGCCAGCUCAGAGGCCCUUUCGCUGUUGUUGGGGGGUCGCCUGCCCCACUCUCUUUCCUCUGAAAGUUUUUGCUGCAUUUCUUGGCUAUAAACUAUCGCCUCGCCCCACGGGCGACUGGCCAGGCUCCUGAGUCCGGGGGAGAAGCAGCCCCUUGGAACCAGGGCCAGGACUGUUUCUUUUCAAAUCCACCCGUGGCAUUCAAGUCUUGAGUUCAGUCCUCGCAGGUGCGGCGAGUUCCUGGGGGUGAUGAAUCCCGUCUGCUCCUGCCUGCCCGUGGAGGUAACGCGUUGGUGGGUGGUGUGCUGAACCCCCCCCUUUUGCACCGAGCCAGGAACCUGGAGGCGAGCGCCGGGGCCCGACAGCGCCGCACCGGAGAGGCUGAGCCAACUGGGGCGAGUGGCGUGGGCUGGUUCGCUGCUCCGAUGCUGAGUUUUGCCACUAGCCGCUGCACUGCACGGGACGUCUGACUAGGCUCAGGCCGGCGGCUUCCUCACAUGGAGGAUGACGGGACAUAGCAAUGGUCUGAAGAGUUCGCCUGCCAAUCACCCCCCCAGGCUGUCUGUGACAACCCACAAUGAAGAUGAUCCGGAGCGGACUGAACUCAGUCCCAGCAGGGCCCCGUCAGCAGAGGACGAUACCUCCUCGGAGCUGCAGAGGGUGGCUGUAUUGGACGAUGCAGAUCAGCCAGGCCAGUCUAACUUGCAAGGGCGGCUAGGUCUGUCCAGGAUAGUCCGGCUGGUCGUGGUGCUCCGAGACUGGGCUAACAAGAGCUUGCGCGAGGAGGAGCAGAGGCCGGACUCGUUUCUCGAGCGCUUCCGUGGGCCGGAGCUCCAGACGGUGACUGCGGGAGACGGCAACGCCCCAGGGGACAAAGACAACGAGGACAGCAAACGCAAAAAGAAGAAAUGGGAACUCUUUGUGGUGGAUCCGGCUGGAGACUGGUAUUACCGCUGGCUGUUUGUCAUUGCAGUGCCCGUCCUUUACAACUGGUGCUUGCUUGUGGUAAGGGCCUGUUUCAAUGACCUCCAGAGGUUCUACUGGAUCCACUGGCUGGUGCUGGACUACCUCUCGGACUGCAUCUACAUUGCUGACAUUGUCAUCAGGCUGCGCACAGGUUUCUUGGAACAGGGUCUGCUGGUCAGGGAUCCAAAGAAGUUGCGGGAUAAUUAUAUCACCACCUUACAAUUCAAGCUGGAUGUCCUCUCCAUUUUGCCAACAGACCUGGUCUACUUUGCAGUAGGGUUACAUCAGCCCGAACUGCGCUUCAACCGGCUGUUGCGCUUUUCCCGCAUGUUUGAGUUCUUUGACCGGACCGAGACCAGAACCAGCUACCCAAAUAUGUUCAGGAUUAGCAACCUGGUGCUCUACAUCCUGAUCAUUAUCCACUGGAAUGCCUGCAUUUACUAUGCCAUUUCCAAGGCUAUUGGGCUUGGAACGGACACCUGGGUGUACCCCAACAUCACAGACCCUGAGUACGGCUAUCUUGCCAGGGAGUAUGUCUACUGCCUCUAUUGGUCAACUCUGACCCUCACCACCAUCGGGGAGACCCCGCCCCCUGUGAGUGACGAGGAGUACCUCUUCGUCAUUGUUGACUUCCUCAUCGGCGUCCUCAUCUUCGCCACCAUCGUGGGGAAUGUGGGCUCCAUGAUCUCCAACAUGAAUGCCACCAGGGCCGAGUUCCAGGCCAAAAUCGAUGCCGUCAAGCACUACAUGCAGUUCCGCAAGGUCAGCAAGCACAUGGAGGCCAAGGUCAUCAAGUGGUUCGACUACCUUUGGACCAACAAGAAGGCCGUGGAUGAGCGUGAGGUCCUCAAGAACCUGCCUGACAAACUGAGGGCGGAGAUUGCCAUCAACGUCCACCUGGAGACAUUGAAGAAGGUGAGGAUCUUCCAGGACUGUGAGGCUGGCCUGCUGGUGGAGCUGGUGCUGAAGCUUCGGCCUCAGGUUUUCAGCCCUGGCGAUUACAUUUGCCGGAAGGGAGACAUAGGCAAGGAGAUGUACAUCAUCAAGGAGGGGAAGCUAGCCGUGGUGGCGGACGAUGGCGUGACCCAGUAUGCGUUGCUCACUGCAGGAGGCUGCUUUGGUGAAAUCAGCAUCCUCAACAUCAAAGGGAGCAAAAUGGGCAACCGACGCACGGCCAACAUCCGGAGCCUUGGCUACUCCGAUCUCUUCUGCCUGUCCAAGGACGACCUGAUGGAAGCGGUGACCGAGUACCCUGAUGCCAAGCGGGUCUUGGAGGAGCGUGGCCGGGAGAUCCUGAUCAAGGAAGGGCUUCUGGACGAGUCCGCGGCGGCAGAGGACAUGGAAGGGAAGAGCACAGAGCAGAAGCUGGAGAGGCUGGAGUUCAACUUGGACACGCUGCACACCCGCUUUGCCCGGCUCCUGACUGAGUACAAUGCUGCCCAGCUGAAGCUCAAACAGCGCAUCACCGUCCUAGAGUCCAGGGCAAAGCAAUACAACCAGGAGUUCUUCUCCGACAGCUCCGACAGCCCCCUGGAGGAAGACGGACAAGCUAAAUCAGAAGGGCAGGAGUGAGGGCCCCCGACGUCGGCGAUGGCUGCGUUCUGCACAGUGCUGAGAUGGUGUUUCCAGGGACACGUUGCUCCCGCUGCCUUAGGAGACUUGCACUGAAGCCCAUGGAAGUGCUGCCGCUGCCUUGUAAGACUGAGAGCUGAGUAGAGAGCAUUCAGGUGAUACCAGUAGCUCUCCCGCUGGUUUCUCUCUCCUCUCCCCUUGCUGCCUUAAUCCAAGACCUCACAGAUCAGUCAAACCACGUGAGUGACUUCCGCUGCUGCUAACGCUUCCUUCGAGCUUCUGCAGGGCACCAGCCGUCCUCUUGCCGCCUUUCCUCCUCCAUGCCUUAGCGAUCAGGACUCUCUUAACUCCGUGCCUUGUGUGUGGGACUCUGGGCACUUCUGGGACCCAACAUUGCCUUCGUGGGGGUGCAGAAGCAGUGAUGUAGGCCAAGAUCUUCACUUGUUUCUUCUCCCUUUUGUGAUGGGGCUGGUCGGGGGCUGCCCUCUAUUAGCCCGGGGGAAUGCUGGUCCUUCUACACAGCCACCGGAGAGAAACUGAACCAUCAGCCAGAUGCUCAUUAAUGUAUUUUGGUAUCUGCUUUUAUAACACACACACAAACACACACACUAUGUUAUGUAAAUACCUUGUUUCCAGCGUAUGAGUCCAUAUGUUCACGAUGCUAAAACCCGAUGGAAAAAAUCCCACCCGAGCUGCGUCUGUCUGCAAAUUGGGGUUGGUUCUUCUGGGAGCAGGGGGUUGGACUAGAUGACCAACCAGCCCUAAUCUAGGGUCCCAUGAAAUGGAACGCCAGGCCCGUGUACCCCUGCAGGUCAGACUCACUGUAGCCUGGAUCAGGAGAGGAUGGUGGAUACA
This is a messenger RNA of Pelodiscus sinensis (Chinese soft-shelled turtle), 3425 nucleotides long. Lineage: Eukaryota; Metazoa; Chordata; Testudines; Trionychidae. The record is from RefSeq and is a predicted model, not a curated record.